AUGUUCUCAGAGUUGAAGUUCCCAGUGCCCUGGGGUCACGUGGCAGCCAAGGCCUGGGGACCCUCAGAGGGACACCCCGUGCUGUGUUUGCACGGCUGGCUGGACAAUGCCAACACGUUUGACAAGCUCAUUCCACUGCUCCCCAGAGAUUGCUAUUAUGUGGCAAUGGAUUUUUCCGGACACGGCUUGUCAUCCCACCGACCUGCAGGCUCCCCCUACCAUUUUCUGGAUUAUGUGACCGAUGUGUGCCGGGUGGCAGCAGCCUUGCAGUGGAGACGGUUCACCCUGAUGGGUCACAGUAUGGGUGGGUCUGUGGCAGGAAUGGGGAGUAAAUUUUGUUUCCUUUAUCCUGAGAUGGUAGACAAGCUGAUCCUGCUGGAAAAUCUUGGCUUUCUGCUAGCUCCAGAGGACACUGAGGAGUGGCUGAAAUCCAAACGGAUGGUGAUUGACAGAUUACUGAGUCUAGAGGCAAAGCAGCAAACUCCCAAAGCACGGAGCCCCGAAGCAGCAUUACAGAGGCUCUUAGAAGCAAACAGACAUCUGACAGCAGAGGGUGGGGCAAUCCUACUGCAGCGAGGAGCAACUGAGACACCCGCUGGGCUGGUGUACAACAGAGACAUGAGAGUCCGUAUGCACAAUGAAGUGUCCUUCACAGUGGAGCAGUGUGUGAAGCUCCUGCAGAAGAUUCAAGAUCGUGUUCUCAUCAUUCUAGCACAAGAUGGACUCUUUGUACCACACAAGCUAGACAACAGAAAGCUUGUGAAAGCCCUACGGGAGGCGUUCGAGUCUACCCUCAAAGAGCAUAUCCAGCUAGUAGAGGUGCCUGGGAGUCAUUUUGUGCACCUGAACGAGCCUGAGGUGGUGUCUGGGAUCAUCAGCAACUUCCUGACGGUGCAGAAUGCCAGACCUAGACUCUAG
This is a messenger RNA of Pterocles gutturalis (yellow-throated sandgrouse), 918 nucleotides long. It is a transcript of the gene SERHL2, whose product is annotated as serine hydrolase-like 2. The record is from RefSeq and is a predicted model, not a curated record. The coding region runs from base 1 to 918 and encodes 305 amino acids. The transcript is spliced from 11 exons. NCBI's taxonomy places the organism in Eukaryota, Metazoa, Chordata, Aves, Pterocliformes, Pteroclidae.